AGAAAACCAGAAAUUCCUGAGAGAGAGAGAAGACACCCACAGCAGUAAAAGAGUGGCAAAUUCUCUCUGCUCGACCCUCUGCUUUCGCUGAUUUCACUAUCAAAAAGGGUUUGCGAUUAGGGUGUUGAGUUCCAAGUUGUUAUAAUCUCUACGGCGUUUCAUUGUAUGAAAUUGAGGGUUUUUUGGUGUCGAUGUGUGACAGGCGAUCAUUGAGAAUUCAGAAGAGCCAAUCAGCGAAGGAUUAGGUUAUAUUUUAUUGGUUUUGAAUGGGGAAAGGUACCAAAUGCAAGUUGGGGUCCCACCAGAUAUUUAAGGAUAGGGCUAAGAACCGCGUGGAGGACCUCCAUGGAAUGUUUACGGAUCUGCAGUCCGCAAGGAAGGAGAGCCGUAGCAUUGAUGUGGUUGUGCUUGAAGAACAGGUUAAUCAGAUGCUCAAAGAAUGGAAGAAUGAACUUAACGAGCCUUCACCUGCUUCUUCUUUGCAACAGCAGGGUGCAAGUGUGGGCCCUUUCUCACCAGACAUAAGUAGGCUUCUGCAACUAUGCGAUGAGGAAGAUGAUGCAACCAGUGGAUUAGCUGCCCCGAAACCUGAUCCUGAUUGUCAUAAAGCUGGUGAAAGUGCAGCUUUUCAUGAGGAUUUUGCUGUUACUCAGACAGGUCAGGAACAAGGGUUCCAGUUGGUUGGUCAAUGCAAAGGAUCUGCUUCAGGUGUUAACAAUAUAGGAGUACAUAAUAUGGGUGUUGCUACUGCUACUCAGUUGGAUUAUUUUUCAUAUGAUUUGCCUCAAGACUUUGAGCAGAACUUUUUUAGUGGGUUCGAUGGCAUGGGUCUCUGCAGGGGAGAAGAUGCUUUACCCCAGAUGACUGGCUUUAUGCCUACUGUUUGUCCUCCCCCUUCUGCUUUCUUGGGACCAAAAUGUGCUCUUUGGGAUUGUCCCAGACCAGCUACACAAGGCUGGUGCUCUGAGAGGCCUGUUCAAGGCUGGUUUCCUGACUAUUGCAGCAGCUUGCAUGCUGCAAUUGCUCAAAAUGAAGGCCGAUUUGGGAUGACACCCGUCAUACGACCUAAAGGUAUUGAGUUGAAGGAUACUUUGCUUUUUGCUGCGCUUAGUGCCAAGUUUCAGGGAAAGGAUGUUGGUGUUCCGGAGUGUGAGGGGGCAGCUACUGCAAAAUCUCCAUGGAAUGCACCUGAGCUCUUUGAUCUCUCAGUUUUUGAGGGUGAGACAAUACGAGAGUGGUUGUUUUUUGACAAGCCUCGAAGGGCAUUUGAGAGUGGGAACAGAAAACAGAGAUCACUCCCAGAUUACAACGGGCGUGGUUGGCAUGAAUCAAGAAAACAGGUGAUUAACGAAUCUGGGUGGCUGAAGAGAUCCUAUUAUAUGGACCCACAGCCAAUGAAGUUUUUGGAGUGGCAUCUCUACGAGUAUGAGAUCAGCAAAUGUGAUGCUUGUGCCUUGUAUAGGUUGGAACUGAAGCUUGUUGAUGGCAAAAAAAGUCCAAAGGGAAAGAUUGCUAAUGAUUCAGUUGCUGAUCUACAAAAGCAAAUGGGAAGGCUUACCGCUGAGUUUCCAUUAGAGAACAACAUUAAAAGGUCUGGUAAAGGGAGGGGAAAGAAAGAGAAUUCCUCCAAGCCAAUAAUAGCUGCAAAUGAUGGUAUUGAUUAUGGAGGAAAUGCAGCAUUUAACUAUCUUGUGGAUGACGUGGGUGGCUACUACCUGACGUAAUUGAAGAUCUAGACUAAAGAGAUGGGAUUGUGAAAUGUGCUUGAUUUUUAUGGCGGAGCACGAAACUAACUGUUGGGAGAUGGUAUAUGAAAAAGUGAAGAAGGCGGGCGGGUGGUGAUGCUUUUGGCUUUUCUGGUUAUGAUGGUAAAAGAACACACAAACAUUUAGUGUUUUAUGUCUUAAAUUAGGGUGGCCAAAGGCAAAAUAUGAUUAUAAGAUAUGCUACAAAACUGAAAGAUUUUGAUGGUAAAUGGAGUGGAGAGCAUCAUCUUGGUGCUCAAAAUCAGGAGCUAUCUGUAACUUGUGUCUAGUUCAGUUCAGUUCAGUUGGUAUAUAUAUGAAUUGCUGUUUUUGUUUCUUUAAAUAUUGUGUUGAGGAGUGCAAUGGAGGUUACAA
Molecule: messenger RNA, 2120 nt
Organism: Cynara cardunculus var. scolymus (artichoke)
Lineage: Eukaryota; Viridiplantae; Streptophyta; Magnoliopsida; Asterales; Asteraceae
Product: transcription factor VOZ1-like
Exons: 6
Coding region: 267-1724 (485 amino acids)
Biological process (GO): positive regulation of long-day photoperiodism, flowering; regulation of DNA-templated transcription
Source: RefSeq, a predicted model, not a curated record